This is a messenger RNA of Rhinichthys klamathensis goyatoka, 954 nucleotides long. RefSeq names its product odorant receptor, family 71, subfamily AT, member 1 (gene or71at1). Gene Ontology annotation, cellular component: membrane. Gene Ontology annotation, biological process: G protein-coupled receptor signaling pathway. Gene Ontology annotation, molecular function: olfactory receptor activity; G protein-coupled receptor activity. NCBI's taxonomy places the organism in Eukaryota, Metazoa, Chordata, Actinopteri, Cypriniformes, Leuciscidae. The record is from RefSeq and is a predicted model, not a curated record.
AUGGCUGGAAACCUUUCAUAUCCUACUUUUACAUUCAACCUUAAAAUUGCAAAAUUUGAUGUCCAUCCCAAUGCAACAUAUCCUGUGUUCUUCGCUGGAGCUCUGAUCUAUGUGUUCUCUGUGCUCUGUAAUGGAAGCAUUCUUGGACUGAUAAUCACCCAAAGAAACCUUCACAAGCCGAUGUUCUACAUCCUGUUCAGCCUCCCUCUAACCGAUUUAAUUGGAAUCACUUCUGCUCUGCCCAGGGUGCUUGCGGACAUUAUAACAGAAACAAAUGAUGUGUAUUACCCCACAUGUGUUCUUCAGGGUUUUUUGGUACAUAUGUAUGGAGGUGCAAUACUUUUUCUACUGGCAGCCAUGUCGAUUGACCGGUACAUAGCAAUAUGCAACCCACUCAGAUACAAUUCUAUUAUGACUCCUGGCAGAAUAUGUGGACUCAUAACAGUGGCAUGGAGCCUUGAUCUUGUCUUGAUACUUGUAUUAUUUUCCCUUCAGUCUAGAAUGGAGAAAUGUAAGUCUUUCAUUGCUAAUGUGUACUGUGACAACCCAUCUUUGCUUUUGCUUUCAUGUGGAGGGGAUUUCACUGUGAACAACAUUUAUGGCUUAUCUAUAACAGCAUUUAUGCAGAUAACCAGUGUCUCUGUUCAGCUGUACUCUUAUACAAACAUUCUCAUCACGUGUAUAAAACAAACACACACUGAUUCAAAAGUAAAGGCUGUAAAUACAUGCAUGGCCCAAAUCGCUACAUUUUUUUCUUUUGAAAUAGUGACAACCGUUGCUAUAUUAUCAUAUUGGAUCCCCAAUUUCUCUUCCAGUGCACAGAGGAUUUGUGGUUUGAUGAUUUACACAGUCCUUCCAGUUGUCAAUCCAGUCAUUUAUGGAAUGCAAACUAAAGAAAUUAGAAUUGCUUUCUUUUUGGUUUUGAAACAACAACAACAAAGUUGGUCAAGGUAA